AUGAUUCGCCUACUGCAAAACGUGUCAGGAUUCAGGGAACCAGAGGCCUGUCAACAGAGCGAACAUUCGCCAGAGCUCGCCAAAAUUCCAUAUACCUUCAAUAAAAAUGGACAGGGAGAUACCCAGUAUUAUGAAGAUUCGUAUUUCUUAUUCUCCAUCAACGACACGAACAACAAAAAACCACAAUUUGUCAACAGAGAGAACCCGCUAAUCGGCAAAAUCGAGUUUUCUGUUCAGGAGGAACAACCGAUAGGAGAGGAGGUCGGGAUACUGCUGGCCCACGACGAAGAUAGGACACCACCCUUCAACAAGGUGACAUACAGUACAAAAUUCAACGACAGCAGUUUUAAGGUGGAUGACGUCAACGGUGUGAUUACUACCUUAAUCAGGUUUGAUCGGGAAGAGCUGACGUCAUCGACUCCAGAUUUACUGGUGGUGGCCAUGGACGGGUACCCCUCUUCCAUACCUGGGCGAACUGGUCCCAAUACAGGGUCGGCAGUGGUACAAAUCACUAUCGAGGACAUUAAUGAUAAUCCACCUUACUUUGCCAACAACUCCUAUUUCUUCACGGUUCCUGAGAACGCUCCCAUAUCACACUCCGUGGGAAGCAUCAAAGCCCUGGAUAGAGACGAUGAGAAAACAUCGAGGUACACAAAGUAUUCUUUGGGAGACUCCAGGUUUUUCGGGGUGGAUGAGAAUACUGGAAAAAUCUUUGUGGCGGGAAUACUAUUUGGACAAGCGAAUACGAAUAUUUCAAUGACAUUCACCGCAGAUGACGGAAAAUUCUCUGCGUCCGUCGAUGUGUAUAUUGGCGUAUUGAAAACAUACAACAGACGGCCAGAAUUCAGUGGAAACUACAACAUCAAAAGUAUAGUGGCCAACAGAAACUAUAACGAGUCCUUAUUUCAAGUUAAAGCGAAUGACCCAGACUGUGGAAAUCCCUGUACUCUGAGAUAUGAAAUCAUGGCGUCCGAUCCCGUCAUUCUUCGAAUCUUUAAAAUUGAUCACGUGACAGGAGCAGUGUCUCUUUUGGCGCCACUAGAACCAAGACCAUACGUCUUCAGUGUAAAAGUAACAGACAGUUCAUCAAGCAGGAGAAAGAAGCGUUCUCUUGCUGCCAAAGAUGCCUACACAACAGUUACAAUCAACCCAGCUGUCUGUAAUGUACACCAAGAAGCAGAUGAUAACGGUAGGUGCCAAUGCAUUGACUACUGUAAGAACAGCGUCCCCUGUUACAACGGGGGCACCUGUCAACUGAACUGCAGCUUGGGGUCGGAGCACGGAUACUACUGCCAGUGUCCCCAGGGAUUCAGUAACUGGGACUGUAGCGGGGUCGUGACGGUGACCUCUGCCCCUAUAACAGAAGACAAGGACGACAACACUUGGCUGAUCGUACUUCUAGUUUGUCUUGCUGUUUUGUUAGUUGUAGUUAUACUUGUGGUGGCGUUCCUGGUCAGAAGGAAGAAGAACCAAGCCCGGGAUAAGAGUAUGCUGGCCUAUGAUAACGAGGAUUUUGACAUCCGAGAAGACGUGGUCGAUUAUGAUGAGGAUGGGGCGGGUGAAGAUGAUUAUGCUGGAUACGACAUUACCAUGAUCAGGAAAGCAGUGACAGUUAGGGAGGAAAAUAUACCCAAACCAAAGACAAUGGCCGACAGACCUGUCACCUCAGCAGCACCCAGGAAUGGUCACUUACGGGAAUUCAUCGGUGAUCGUCUGGAGGAUGCUGAGGGUGACAGCGGAGCCCCGCCCUACGAUACGCUACACGAGUUUAUGUACGAGGGGGAGGGGAGCCUGGCGGGGUCCCUCAGCUCAAUCAAUACAUCCUCCAGUGGAGGGGACCAGGACUACGAAUAUCUACACGAAUGGGGGCCAAAGUUUGCCAAGCUUGCUGAUAUGUACAACACAUACGAAGACUCUGACUGACACCAAUCAAAGAAAUUUACCUGCAUUUAUCUCCUGUCACCAAUCAUUGAGUCAUUUGUUACCACUUAUUCAUGUGUAUAUUAUCAUAUUUAAUUUUUUACUUAAUCAUUAUGAUAGAAGAAACGUCCACAUUGAUUUUAGGAUAACAGUGCUGAAUCUUGUGCCAUAAUGACAUAUUUUGCGUGUGACCUAGUUUCUGGAUGACCGUAAUGAAGUGUAAAUAAGGUGCUGAUGAGGAUAAUUUAUAGAUUUUUUUCAAUAAAAAUUGAUCUCACAAUC
Molecule: messenger RNA, 2202 nt
Organism: Saccostrea cuccullata (small rock oyster)
Lineage: Eukaryota; Metazoa; Mollusca; Bivalvia; Ostreida; Ostreidae
Product: neural-cadherin-like
Exons: 11
Coding region: 1-1923 (640 amino acids)
Biological process (GO): cell-cell adhesion mediated by cadherin; multicellular organism development; homophilic cell-cell adhesion
Cellular component (GO): adherens junction; catenin complex; plasma membrane
Molecular function (GO): calcium ion binding; cadherin binding
Source: RefSeq, a predicted model, not a curated record